This is a messenger RNA of Aspergillus welwitschiae, 1750 nucleotides long. RefSeq names its product RuvB family ATP-dependent DNA helicase pontin (gene rvb1). Gene Ontology annotation, molecular function: ATP binding; ATP hydrolysis activity; DNA helicase activity. The record is from RefSeq and is a predicted model, not a curated record. Gene Ontology annotation, cellular component: Swr1 complex; Ino80 complex; NuA4 histone acetyltransferase complex. Lineage: Eukaryota; Fungi; Ascomycota; Eurotiomycetes; Eurotiales; Aspergillaceae. The transcript is spliced from 4 exons. Gene Ontology annotation, biological process: regulation of transcription by RNA polymerase II; chromatin remodeling; box C/D snoRNP assembly. The coding region runs from base 150 to 1526 and encodes 458 amino acids.
CCAGACUCGUCUUUCCUUCCAUCAUCUCCAGGCUUUUCUGAUCCUGUCAGCUCUUCCUACUUCUCGUGUGUUUUCCUCCUUGCCGAAACUUUCUACAACCCCACGAUCGCAUAUCUGUGGCUUCUGAGUGAGGUCACAAUCCCUUCACCAUGGUCCAAAUCAGUGAAGUGAAGGGCAACUCGCGCGAGAACAGAACCGCGGCCCACACGCAUAUCAAGGGUCUUGGUCUACGACAAGAUGGCACUGCGGAGGCGUCAGGAGAUGGUUUCGUUGGACAGGCAACUGCUCGUGAGGCAUGCGGUGUUGUUGUUGAUUUGAUCAAGGCGAAGAAGAUGGCCGGUCGUGCCGUCCUCCUGGCCGGUGGACCCGGAACUGGAAAGACUGCUCUGGCCCUCGCCGUGUCGCAGGAGCUGGGAACCAAAGUCCCCUUCUGUCCGAUCGUUGGUAGUGAGAUCUACUCUGCUGAGGUCAAGAAAACAGAGGCACUCAUGGAGAACUUCCGGAGGGCAAUUGGUCUCCGUGUUCGCGAAACGAAGGAAGUAUACGAAGGUGAAGUCACGGAACUUACACCCGAAGAGACGGAGAACCCUCUGGGAGGAUACGGACGCACGAUCAGCCAUCUGAUCAUCGGCCUAAAAUCUGCCAAGGGCACCAAGAAGCUGCGCCUGGACCCCAGCAUCUACGAAGCUAUCCAAAAGGAGCGGGUCACCGUGGGAGACGUCAUCUACAUUGAAGCGAAUACCGGAGCCUGCAAGCGUGUCGGACGGUCCGAUGCCUACGCCACCGAGUUCGAUCUUGAAGCAGAGGAAUACGUGCCCGUACCGAAGGGAGAGGUUCACAAGAAGAAGGAAAUCGUCCAGGAUGUGACGCUGCACGAUCUGGACAUGGCCAAUGCGCGGCCCCAGGGUGGACAGGAUGUGAUGAGCAUGAUGGGACAGCUCAUGAAGCCCAAGAAGACCGAAAUCACGGAGAAGUUGCGCCAGGAGAUCAACAAGGUCGUCAACCGCUACAUUGACCAGGGCGUUGCGGAGCUCGUUCCCGGUGUCCUCUUCAUCGACGAGGUUCACAUGCUCGAUAUCGAAUGCUUCACAUACCUCAACCGGGCCCUCGAGUCCUCCAUCUCCCCCAUUGUCAUCCUUGCCUCUAACCGCGGCAACACGGUCAUCCGCGGCACCGACGACAUCUCCGCCGCCCACGGCAUCCCUCCCGACCUUCUCGCUCGUCUCCUCAUCAUCCCCACCCACCCUUACUCUCCCGAUGAGAUCAAGACCAUCAUUCGUCUGCGCGCCAAGACGGAAGGCCUCAACAUCACCGACCCCGCCCUGGAGAAGGUCGCCGAGCACGGCAGCAAGGUCAGCUUGCGGUAUGCUCUGCAAUUACUCACCCCGGCUAGUAUCCUUGCCAAGGUGAAUGGACGCCCAGGAGGUAUCGAGGAAGCCGACGUGGCAGAGUGCGAAGACCUGUUCCUUGAUGCGCGGAGGAGCGCCACGAUCGUGAACCAGGAUAGUGAGAAGUACCUCAAAUAAGCGGGACGUGGCAUACUACUUGGCUGGAUUUUUGGGGAGCAGGCAAGACGGGGUGUGAAGAGAAAGCGAACGAAAGAAACAAACAAACAAACACAUACAAGAAAGCAAUAUGUAUACCAUGUCUGCAGGUCUUAUUAUUAUUUCCUAACUAAACCGGGAAGAGCGAUUGCUUCUCCUAUGAAUGAGCUAUUUUACGUUAAUGUCAACUACUAGUAUUAGGAUUC